Messenger RNA from Alosa alosa (allis shad), 859 nucleotides. RefSeq lists its product as uncharacterized. Bases 4 to 747 code for a protein of 247 amino acids. The record is from RefSeq and is a predicted model, not a curated record. Gene Ontology annotation, cellular component: centrosome. Lineage: Eukaryota; Metazoa; Chordata; Actinopteri; Clupeiformes; Clupeidae. The transcript has 4 exons.
GUGAUGGUUCCCAUGGCAACAGAAAGAAAAGGCUUGUGCUGGCCGAGGCAAGUCUUUAGAAAACAUACUCCUGAGUCUCCUGAGACAAUGUGCCCAAACACACCUCAGCCCCACUGGAACAACUCCCACUAUAUAACCACAUACCAGCAGCAGUUUACAGGUAGUGUACCUGGUGGCCCUCUGAAACUGGACAGCCUCCCUGACAAGACAGUUGCUACGGGGAUGGGAGAACUGAGGCCAUAUGCAGUGCAGAUGAUGGAGCCGCCCCCCUGGGUCCUAGUGCCCUCCAUCCCACCGGCUGAGAGAUCUCUGGGAAGCCAUGCUCCUCUCAUCAGAGAACACGCCAGGGCUCCGCCUUCCACAGAGACUCUUCAGCCAAUGAGCUCGAAGGACAUGGACUGUACAGCCAAUGAGGACAUGGAUGGGAAGGCCCUGCCCACCUCAAGAACCAAUAGCAGGGGAAGACUGGAGCUGAGGGAGGGGCUAAUCUCCGUAUUAGCCACCUCCCACACAGACACACGUCCACACACACAACACACCCCCCCACACACACGCCCCCCAACACACAGACUGGGGCAGAACAGGGGGCCCCUGUCAUGGUUGGAUCUGCAGAACUCCUUCAGCAGAACUGAAGCCCACCUCCGGUUUCACCAGUCCAACCACUCUGAGCACGUUGACCUGCGCGAGAACAAUUGCUCUGGACGCAAGCACGCAUUCUACGGUGUCAAUGCAUACUACCUCCACUGAAACAGAGCCGGGCCAAAGACUGACUGUUCCAAGCGCCUUGAGUUCCCCAUGGGUUACAUGCCUAGAACCUGGCAAAACUGUGUCACACAUCACACACACACACACACCACAC